CGCACUGCACUCGACGCUCGAACGCCGGGAAAACACGAGCCGUUUUCCGCCGCGACGAUACGCACCCGAAGUUUACGGAAUUCGUACGCACACGAUUUUCGAAAGUUUUAUUUUUUAUUACGGCCAGCAUUUUUCGUAUUGUUUCAUUGUUAUUUUUUUUAUUGCUCAUUUUGUGAAAAGUGUUUGGAAAACUUUAAAUUGUGGGAUGUUUGUGUUUCGACUUUUGUGAUACUGUACAGUUAUCGGUUGCUGUUCGAUCACUCUAAAAGUUCAUAUUGGAGUCCAUCAAUCAAGCUCCACUCGGCGGGGACAAUUGAACCGGCCUGCGGACAUCAGUAGCACUUAACAUGUCCGACUAGACCAUUCACCGCUUGUCUGUACCAUGAAAACUAUAUAGUGAUCUUCACAACGACAGCCAAACAAUCUGUUAUCGAUGAACGACCUAAAUUACAACGCCGGGAUGAGCUCCUACCAGUUCGUCAAUUCCCUGGCCUCGUGUUACGGGAACCAGGCGCCUGGACGUACAGGCACGCCUGUGGAACAAACAGGCCAUCCCGGACUACCGACGCCGGGAGCCGACUAUUACAAUCCAAACGCGGCGGCGUCAGCUUAUCCUAAUGCUUGCUACUCACCGCCGCAAGUGGGCCAUCAUUACCCACAACAUCCGUAUGCAACGCCCGCAACAGGGGCUCACAUGCAGCCGCAAACGAUGAUAGAUUACACACAAUUACAUCCACAACGGCUCGGCAGCACGGCGAGUCAUAUGCAUCAACAUUCGAACGCGAGCCCCGGAGCGCUAUCACCCAACUUGAUGUCGACUCCGCCCACUCAAGCGACUGGAGCCAGUUGUAAAUUUGCCGAUUCCACGUCGACUACGGGCGUUGCGUCACCACAGGACCUGUCUACGUCUUCCGGCCCGGGAAGAACUUCGCCUGGUUUUGGCACCGUCGGACAGAAUUCUAGUGGUACGAGCACAAAAUUGGGAUUGACGACUCCGAUAGCGUCGCCAGUGGAACACAAAGCUAGUGUGAAUCAGAACAUCUCGAGUCCUGCUUCGAGCACAUCCAGCAAUGACAGCAACGACGCCAACAAUUCCAGUUCCAACACGAAGAACUCCAAAACCUCCGGCAACGCCCAGGCGAACCCUCCGCAGAUAUAUCCUUGGAUGAAACGAGUACAUCUUGGACAAAGUAAGUGA
Messenger RNA from Manduca sexta (tobacco hornworm), 1198 nucleotides. Its product is annotated as homeotic protein Sex combs reduced-like. The record is from RefSeq and is a predicted model, not a curated record. Gene Ontology annotation, molecular function: DNA binding; DNA-binding transcription factor activity. Gene Ontology annotation, biological process: regulation of DNA-templated transcription. The transcript is spliced from 2 exons. Bases 434 to 1198 code for a protein of 254 amino acids. NCBI's taxonomy places the organism in Eukaryota, Metazoa, Arthropoda, Insecta, Lepidoptera, Sphingidae.